AUGGCUGCGCUCGUUUUGCUCACAGCCUCGCCACAUCACCAUGUCAUCGAAGAACCAAAGAAUUGGACAACCCUCCAAGAGUGGGCCAAGAACGGAAGUACCAUCAAAUUCGAAAGUUUAGUGGGAAAUCCUUGGAAACAGCCAAUUUACUUAGAAGCAGAUUUUGAUAUGUUGAUAGUGGUAACAAAUUAA
Sclerotinia sclerotiorum 1980 UF-70 is the source of this 192-nucleotide messenger RNA. RefSeq lists its product with no specific name. The record is from RefSeq and is a predicted model, not a curated record. The coding region runs from base 1 to 192 and encodes 63 amino acids. The transcript has a single exon. NCBI's taxonomy places the organism in Eukaryota, Fungi, Ascomycota, Leotiomycetes, Helotiales, Sclerotiniaceae.